UCCCACCGCUUCGUCUUCCUCCUCCUCCCUGUCCACUUGCCUCUGCAUGCUCUCUCUCUCUCUCUCUCUCUCUCUCUCUCUCUCUCUCUAGCAAUUAGCAGCAUCUGGUUGCCUCAUGUGACAUUGCUCCUCGCAAAUUGUUGAUUUUCCUCAAGCUCUGAUUCGAGACGAAGGCGUCACGGACUAGCAGCUGACUCUAGAAGAUGGACGUACAAUACCAUGAGGAGUUCGUGAGGAACCCGCGGGGCGUGCAGCUCUUCACGUGCGGCUGGCUGCCGGCGUCAUCCUCGCCCAAGGCGCUCGUCUUCCUAUGCCAUGGUUACGGAAUGGAGUGCAGCGACUUCAUGAGAGCAUGUGGGAUCAAGUUGGCCACAGCAGGGUAUGGUGUGUUUGGGAUUGAUUAUGAGGGCCACGGCAAGUCUAUGGGGGCCAGGUGCUACAUCCAGAAGUUUGAAAACCUUGUGGCUGACUGCGAAAGGUUCUUCAAGUCCAUCUGUGCCAUGGAGGAUUACAGAAACAAAAGCCGGUUCUUAUACGGCGAGUCCAUGGGAGGAGCCGUUGCUCUACUGCUCCACAGGAAGGAUCCGACCUUCUGGGACGGUGCAGUCCUUGUGGCGCCAAUGUGCAAGAUAUCAGAGAAGGUGAAACCACAUCCAGUCGUGGUCACACUCCUGACGCAAGUGGAAGAGAUCAUCCCAAAGUGGAAGAUCGUCCCGACCAAAGACGUCAUCGACUCUGCAUUCAAGGACCCCGUGAAGCGCGAAAAAAUCAGGAAGAACAAGCUCAUCUACCAGGACAAGCCCCGGCUGAAGACAGCUCUGGAGCUGCUCAGAACCAGCAUGGAUGUGGAAGAUAGCCUGUCAGAGGUAAGGAUGCCGUUCUUCAUCCUGCACGGCGAGGCUGACACGGUGACCGACCCAGAGGUCAGCCGAGCCCUGUAUGAGAGGGCAGCAAGCACCGACAAGACCAUCAAGCUCUAUCCGGGGAUGUGGCACGGCCUUACCGCCGGUGAGCCCGAUGAGAAUGUGGAGCUGGUGUUCUCUGACAUUGUUUCGUGGCUUGAUGAGCGCAGUCGCCAUUGGAAACCUGAAGAGCGGGUAAGACCACCAUCAGAGCCCGAGAAGCUCCACCAGACGGCGCCCACAAAGAUCACCCGCGUUGCCAGCAGCGGCGGCACAGAGAGUCCGGUGCCAGCACAUGACCAGCCUCAACGGCGCAGCAGCUUCCUCUGUGGACUAGGCCGCCGACCAUACCAGCAGCAAUGUAGGAUGUAGAUACGGAAAAACAUUUCUAUUGAUCAGUUGUUCACUAAGAACUGUACAUGGCAUAAUUAACAGGUAUAAUGGUGAUGUAAACAGUAUGCUGAACUGAUGCUCAAUAAAAUUUUGUUGCAUCAUCAGAA
Molecule: messenger RNA, 1402 nt
Organism: Panicum hallii
Lineage: Eukaryota; Viridiplantae; Streptophyta; Magnoliopsida; Poales; Poaceae
Product: caffeoylshikimate esterase-like
Exons: 8
Coding region: 204-1274 (356 amino acids)
Cellular component (GO): membrane
Molecular function (GO): lipase activity
Source: RefSeq, a predicted model, not a curated record